AUGAACAACAAGAGAAAUAGAGAAGCUGCAAAUGCACCUUCGGAGGAGGAAUGGAAUGCUCACAGAGAUUUGUUCAGAGAGUAUUAUGCCAGAGAAUCAUUUUUAAAUCAAAGCAGACCGUUGGGAAAGAAAAUCAAAAACAUCUCAAACUUGCUUGAAUAUAUGGAGAAGGAGCACAACUUCAUCGCCACUAAGAACCAGUAUGAGAGAAGAUUCAAGCAUUGGGGUUUUAGGAAAAACCUGGUGAAUGAUGAGAUGAAAAUAGUUCUUUCCAAACGGAACUUUCGACAUCAACACAACAAAGACAGCCAUAUCGCCCUGAAUGGUAGUAUUUUGUCGAACGAAAGGUUGAUCAAGGCAGAAAGCAGAUUCACCUUAUCCGAAAUCAAAAAAAUCAAAUCUUCAUAUUUUAGACGACCAACACCUGAAGGAGUCUCAAUUUACACGCCCCCUCCAAUUGCUGGGAAGCACAUCCCCAUCAUGACUGACAUCAUCAACCUUCCGGGCUUCAAAGUGAUGGAUAUGUUCUGUUCUGAAUCGUUUUCUCUAGCGGCACACCUCCUAAAAUCUGCCAACGGUCAAUCAUUGGCUCCCUGGACCCAUGAUCCUCGAUAUGUUGAUGCACCAUCAGACUUCGUUACAUCAUCGUCUCUCAUUGACAAUAGUGACUCCAUAAAUUCAUUGUUUUCUGAUGAUUGGGCACCUUGGGACGAGUCGGCAAGCAACGCCCUCACCAGUAUUUCAACGCAAGUUCCAAUUCCGUAUACUGGUAAGAUGUCGCUCAAUAUGAUCAUGGGCUUGACUGAACACUCCGUCGGUUGCAAUAAUCUUGACCAUGACCUUGCUUGCCGGAUAAUCGAACCUUACAUGUUAUCAAGGCACUCGGGAGAAGUUGAGAAAUGGCUUGGGACGCUCCUCGGACCUUCGGACACAGAAUCCUUCAAUCAUCUUGUUGGAUUUGCUGUCUACUUUUGUUCUAAUGGCAUGCUUAAGUAUGACUCAAGCGGACUCAAACAACGACUUGGCGAAUGGAUCAUUAAUGAAGCUUUAAGUUCCCAGCGGAACCCUUUUUCAGCAAAGGCGCUUUCAAUGCAAGCUUGCCUAGAUGAUUUGCUUCAAGGCCCAUGGUGCACCGAAAAUACCUUACAAUCUCUCGUUGAUGUCUACGAAUUGCGUUCUAUGAGCAGCAGACGUCAGCGACAAAUAAUGUUGACAGCGGUCAGACUUGGCGCUGUCAGGGUCGUUGAGUCCUUUUUGGAUAAUGGCAUGGAUCCAAAUUUUCCCAUAUCAGACGGACAUACGCCCUGCACAUUUCUUAGUGCUGCUACAAACAUACAGAUUGUUAAGAUGCUUCUGAAAGCCGGGGCAGAUGUCAAUGCGCAAUAUGGCGUUCUUUCAAGCACUACCGCUGUACGUGAAGCAGUCGGCAGAGGAAACCUUGAGUUAGCACAAAUUCUCCUUGAUGAAGGGGCCUGUUUUGAUCCUAACUUGAGAGCGAGGGACAUAACAAGAGUGGGGCGCGAAAUGUCGUUCCUUUUUCUUGCUGUAGAAAGAAACAACGUUGGAAUGGUCAGAUUUCUACUUCGGCGUGGGGCAAUCCUCACUAACCAUGAAAUCGGUUGUGUCAUUUCUGACGGUAGAUGCUCAAUGGACAUUAUGGAGUAUUGUUAUUCUGCGGACUUUAAUCCAUCAGAGCUACAAUACGCCGCACGGAAUGGUUUAACAGAGAUUGUGUCUGCCAUAACCGAGACUGCUACCGGAAAACUAGCUUUGCAGACAGGCAUUUGCAGAUGGGCUCCACUUAGAGAUGCUGCUAAGGCGGGCCACGUUGAUAUCGUCCAGCUCUUGAUUGCGGCAGGUGCGGAUGUCAAUGCUAGCUUCUCGCUGUCUGAGAUAGCUGACAAGGACGUGUUGAACCACGUGUGGAAAAGUCGUAUAGGCGCUCCGCCUGCGGUUGCGGGGUUUUCUUGCUUUCCUUCCACAGCCCUAGCUGCCGCUAUCGAGGGUGACCAUAUCGAGAUCGUUCGAAUUUUACUUUCAAAAUCUGUCCUCAUUAACGCACCCGUUAUUUCGGAGUAUGGGACAAAUGCGCUAGAAAUAGCCACUCGUCUGGGUAGCAGCGAGAUCUGCCUCCUGCUCAGGGACAAUGGAGCAUGCUCUUGCCCAGCAAGAUUGAGUCGAAGCCAUUAUAUCUUCGAGAUUGCCCUUGCACUUAUAAGAGGCGAUAGUAAAAAGGUGAAGAGAUUGCUCUUUGAAGGAGUUGAUCUUCCACAUAUCCUCGACUUCUUUCCCGACUUGGAGAACGAAGUUUACUUUGGCUACCGAGAACAUGGUAAUAACGCACGAAUGUCUUGCCUUGCCAGAUCCGUACUCCGUAUAUUCUUAGAGCUUUCAGGGGAGAACAUCAAUCAAAGAGGUCCAGUUUGCAAUCAUUCUGCCCUAGAAAUCGCGCUGGCAUAUAAUCAGGUCGAAUUAGCGAAGCAAUUAAUAUCUCAAGGCUGCGAAGUCAACAUGAGGCACUGCGAUUAUAAUUCACCAACAGCUCUUCAAAUCGCUGUUAUCAAAGGACAAUUUGACAUGGCUCAAUUGUUGCUGAAUCGUGGCGCAAACAUUAAUACUGGUGACGGUUCUGAGUUUGGCACGGCUCUUCUACUAGCUGUGAAGGGGGACCAAUGGAGUAGAGAAGAGCAUGAAACUACUGCUCUAAUUCGGCUUUUGCUGGCUAGAGGAGCGAACGUGAACGCCCGUAACUGCUAUAUUACAGUCUUGGAAAGUGCUAUCUGUGAAGGGAAAAGCUUGGAAGUAAUUCAGCUUCUGGUCGAAAAGGGGACAGACAUCAAUACACCUGCUGCAGGGGGUGUGUUUGGAACAGCCCUUCAGUGGGCAACGUCCCGCCAACAUCCCAAUCUAGCAGUCAUCAACUAUCUGUUGAAGAAUGGAGCAGACGUAAAUGCCACGUCCACUGAUUUGCCUUGGUGUACAGCAAUACAAGGUGCAGCAUUUAGAGGAUACCUUAACAUAACCCAUCUUCUUCUUGAACAUGGUGCAGAUCCUAACGCUGCGGCCUCAGCAAACUUUGGACGUACAGCUCUUGAAGGUGCUGCUGAAAAUGGUCGACUUGACAUGGUCCAACUUCUGUUGAACGCCGGUGCGCAGCCUUCGAAAAGUGCUGUAAAACUCGCUGAGAUAGGAAAUUUUUGGGUCAUUGCAGAUAUGAUUAAGAAAGAAAUGACGGCAAAGGCAAAUGAAGGAGUAUAG
This is a messenger RNA of Glarea lozoyensis ATCC 20868, 3258 nucleotides long. RefSeq names its product Ankyrin repeat-containing protein. The record is from RefSeq and is a predicted model, not a curated record. NCBI's taxonomy places the organism in Eukaryota, Fungi, Ascomycota, Leotiomycetes, Helotiales, Helotiaceae. Gene Ontology annotation, molecular function: protein binding. The coding region runs from base 1 to 3258 and encodes 1085 amino acids. The transcript is spliced from 4 exons.